GAGGUGCCAAGCCUUGGGGAGCCCCAUCCUCUCCGAGCUGUGUGUGUAGGUGGGGGACACGGAGGGCUGGCGGCCACCCCUUGCCCCCUCCCCCUUGUUUUGCAGCACCCUCCGGGGCCGCCCCGUCCCGCCCCAUCGGGGGCCGCCCCCGGGCGCUCCGGGCACUUAAAAAGCGAAGCUGCGGGGCGGUGAGGUUAGGAGCUGGAGCCGCCAUCUCGCCAUGCUUUUCGAUCGGCUCAAACGUUUCGCCAUCGUGCUGGAGGGUGCGGAGAGAGGGGCUCCGGCCGCUUUCAGCCCCGGGCAGGCGGUGGCCGGCCGGGUGCUGCUGGAGCUGGCGGCGGCGGCGAAGCUCGGGGCGCUCCGGCUGCGGGCGAUCGGCGCUGCCCGGGUCCAUUGGACCGAAUCCCGCAGCGCCGGCUCCAGCACCGCCUACACGCAGAGUUACAGCGACCAGGUGGAGUUCCUCAGCCACCGAGACACGCUGCUGGCCCCGCCAGUUUAACCCCGGCAGAAAUAUUCCAGCAGUGUCGUGCUGCUCCUUCCCUGCCUGCGCUGCUCCGCCACCGAUUUGCUCGGGGAGGAAGUCCUGCAGAUGCGAGAUAAUCGUCUUCAAUCUGUUUUGCCCACAG
Anas platyrhynchos (mallard) is the source of this 629-nucleotide messenger RNA. Lineage: Eukaryota; Metazoa; Chordata; Aves; Anseriformes; Anatidae. The record is from RefSeq and is a predicted model, not a curated record.